GGCUGUCUGUCACCGGCUGGGGGGCGGGGAAGCGGUGGUGUGCGACCUGCGUCUCGAGAACCGGGUGAUGGGUCCCAGCCCGACCGCGGCGCGGCGAAGGCCGUCGCUGCCGUGGUGGCUGCCGCUGGUGCCGCUGCUGUGGUCCAGCGUGGCCCGGGGCGCGCUCCCUUUCGGCAGCAGUCCGCGCAGGGUGGGUGCCGAGCUCCUGUCGGAGCAGCAGUUGCUGGAGGCGGAGGACUUGAGCCUGUCCCUGCUGCAGGACCGGGGGCUGGGGCCGCUGUCCUGGUCGCUGCCGCCCGACCUGCCGGACCUGGGGCCCGAGUGCCAGGAGCUGCUGCUCGACUUCGCCCGCAGCAGCGCGGAGCUGACCCGGUGCAUGGUGCGCAGCGCCCGGCCCGUGCGCCUCUGCCAGACCUGCUACCCGCUCUUCCAACAGGUCGCCAGCAAGAUGGACAACAUCAGCCGAGCCGUGGGGAAUACCUCAGAGAGUCAGAGUUGUGCCAAAAGCCUCUUAAUGGCUGAUAGAAUGCAAAUAGUUGUGAUUCUUUCUGAGUUUUUUAAUACCACAUGGCAGGAUGCAAAUUGUGCAAAUUGUUUAACAAACAACAGUGAACAUUUAUCAAACAGCACAGAACAUUUCCUCACUCUAUUUAACCAGACCUUGACCUGCUUUGAACAUAAUCUUCAGGGGGGCUCACACAAUCUACUACCACCAAAAAAUUACUCAGAAGUGUGCAAAAACUGUCACACAGCCUACAAAAGCCUCAGUAGUCUAUAUAAUGAAAUGCAAAAAAUGAGUGAUCUUGAGCAGAAGGCUGAAGCUGGAGCACAUUUGUGCAUCGAUGUGGAAGAUUCGAUGAACAUUACUCGCAAACUCUGGAGCCGAACUUUCAACUGCUCCGUCCCUUGCAGCGACACUGUGCCCGUGAUUGCUGUUUCUGUCUUCAUCCUCUUUCUACCUGUUGUCUUCUACCUUAGCAGCUUUCUACACUCAGAGCAAAAGAAACGCAAACUCAUUCUCCCCAAACGUCUCAAGUCCAGUACCAGUUUUGCAAGCAUUCAAGAAAAUUCAAACUGAAACUCACAGAAUGGGGAUUGACCUGGUAUCACACAGAUAAGUAGUAGAAGAUUGAAC
Molecule: messenger RNA, 1135 nt
Organism: Perognathus longimembris pacificus (Pacific pocket mouse)
Lineage: Eukaryota; Metazoa; Chordata; Mammalia; Rodentia; Heteromyidae
Gene: Ostm1
Product: osteoclastogenesis associated transmembrane protein 1
Exons: 6
Coding region: 68-1078 (336 amino acids)
Biological process (GO): osteoclast differentiation
Cellular component (GO): cytosol
Source: RefSeq, a predicted model, not a curated record